Messenger RNA from Haliotis rufescens (red abalone), 7670 nucleotides. Its product is annotated as tyrosine-protein kinase RYK-like. The record is from RefSeq and is a predicted model, not a curated record. Bases 81 to 1805 code for a protein of 574 amino acids. Lineage: Eukaryota; Metazoa; Mollusca; Gastropoda; Lepetellida; Haliotidae. The transcript has 14 exons. Gene Ontology annotation, cellular component: signaling receptor complex. Gene Ontology annotation, molecular function: protein kinase activity; ATP binding. Gene Ontology annotation, biological process: axonogenesis; multicellular organism development; positive regulation of kinase activity.
ACAGUUCGGGGGUGCAAUAUGUCAAUAGUGCCGGAAUCGAUGUGAGUGAGAGAGGUUGUUUUAGCGAAUAUUCAUGGAAAAUGCCGCCCUCCUUGGUGAUCCUAGGGGGUUUGGUGUUCCUGGGAUGUUUCAGUGUUUCCCUGUCCUAUCUCAAUCUGUACAUGGACGCGGCGGAGACUUUACGAUUGUUGGGUAUAACUGCGGAAUUGUAUUACGUGAGAAAUGGCAUCAUUAACAACUACGCCCUGACCUUCAACUUGCCGCUUCCGCCGGACAUUGACGAAAUCUACUUCACAUGGCAGAGGCUGAGAGAACAACCGGCCAUGUUCUACAGAAUGAAGUUCACCGUGCUUCAUGACCGAGCGCUGAUGCUGCCGGAGGCUAAUAUAUCUAAUGAGGGACAGGUGCCUAGCACAUUGUCAGUGUUCCAGGUGCGUCUGCCCUGCACAGGUGAGAUGAGUGCCCAGGUCGAUGUCAUCAUCCAGAUGAACAUCAGCAUCUUCUCAGCAUCCAAUCUCACAGUACUCAACUUCAAGAGGCGGAAAACAUGCAUCAAAGUGACCGAUGGCGCCUAUGUCCGAGACUACCCGUUUACUCAGGGUGAAGAGGACUAUGUGGAAGCAGAGGAUCGAGUUGGCAGCCUGACGACAUCGACACAUAUUUUCUACAUAGCUGUGGGAUGUGCGUGUGCAAUUAUUCUCCUGAUUGCGUUAGCGGUGGCAGUUUACUACCUUAAUUCACAGAAGAGCAAUGACAGGUACACUAAAAGGAUGAACUAUUAUGACAGCAGCAGCUCUCAAGCUCUCACUGCCCAAAGUCAGACGUUUCUCCGCCCCGACACACCAAACAAUGCAAGUGGGGCAGGUCUGCCCAACUUCAGACGAGGUAUAUCUCCUGUGACGGAGUUGAAGCCCACAGACAUCAAGUCCAUGCUCAGUGAGAUUGCUGUCGAGAGGAAGAGGAUAGCGUUAGGAGAUCUUCUCAUGGAAGGUACUUUCGGACGUAUCUACUUGGGGACAUUAAUCGGCGAAGAUGAGAAUGAGGUCAGCAUGGAACAAGAGGUUUAUAUAAAAACAUUAACAGAUCAGGCGCGAGGUGACCAGUUGCAGGUGUUCCUCACUGAGAGCUGUAUGCUGAAGGGCUUGAUCCACCAGAACAUCAACCCUGUCGUCGGGGCGUGUGUGGAUGGGGAGAUUCAGCCCUUUAUGAUUUACCCCUACUCUAACGAGGGCAAUCUGAAAAAGUUCCUCCUCAAGUGUCGGAUGUCGGAGUGUGGGUCACGCUAUACACUUUCAACACAGCAGCUUGUAUAUAUGGCCAUACAAAUCAUACGCGGCAUACAGUACUUACAUCGGAAAAAAAUAAUUCACAAAGAUAUAGCCACAAGGAAUUGUGUUGUGGACAAUGACUUUGUUGUGAAGCUGACGGACAACUCCCUGUCACGGGAUGUGUUCCCCAGUGACUACACAUGUCUGGGAGACAACGAGAACCGCCCCGUCAAGUGGCUGGCCGUGGAGGCGCUGUUGGAGAGGAGGUUCUCGCCAGCCAGCGAUGUGUGGGCAUUCGGGGUGACCUUGUGGGAGAUGAUGACCUUGGGACAGCAGCCCUACGCAGACAUUGAUCCAUUUGAGAUGGCUGCCUAUCUACAGGAAGGCUACCGGAUAGCACAGCCCCACAACUGUCCUGAUGAACUGUUUGCUGUCAUGGCUUGUUGCUGGGCGAUGUCACCUGACGAGAGGCCAAAGUUCACCCAGCUCCUUGUGUGUUUACAAGAUUUCUACACAGCACUCGGCAGAUUCAUAUGAUGAAGGUCAAGGUCACCACAUUGAUGUUACCAUAGUGAUAGGCAGAUUUAGACUCAAGCUCUCACCAGUUUUCUUACUAACAGAGAUUGGACUAUGCCGAAACCUGGUAGGAAUAUUUUGUGGUCUGUUUCAUGACAACGGAAUGAAGACUUGCAGAUUUAAGUGGCUAUUGUGAUGGGAUACCACCUCGAGUGGACUACAUCUGAGUACAGAUUGAAAUGGGAUGACAUGGUCAGCUUGAUCUGACUUGGUGAAGGUUGAGUGCCAUUAAUAGGAUAUUGGCAUAUUUGUUGGAGUCACCUCACCAUACAGCAGUGUGGAGCAGAUGCUAGAGAUGUACCAGUCAGAUUGGUGGCAGCCCUCACCACGCAGAGGGACAGCACGUGCAGGACUUUACUCCCCAUCCUCACAAGAGUCACUGACCGUCUUCAGAGUUCCAGAAGUCAAUGAAUGAGCAGAGCGAUCAAGGUGUGCUAAGACUGGCCAUCUACAUUAUGUAUGUGUUAAGUGCUUUAACGGACAGAUGCAAGCAUAGCUAUAGUAGAGUGGGCAGAGAGAGUCAUCACACAGACCAAGUCUGUGGGCAAAGCACUGAUUCAACUUGAAACUUAACCAGUAUGGCCAGGAGUCGUAGGUGGAAAUUGAUGUUUCACCGAGUAGUGAGUACUUACAUGUUUGUCUGCAAUAGAACUUGAUGUGUUGUCAGAUGCACCAGCGGAGUUGGUUCUGAGUCAUGGUGUGGGAGUGAGGAUUGUUAAGAAAGUCAACUCGGAGAUGGCACCUCCAGACGACCUGGAAGUGUUUCUUCACGGAAUAUAGGACGACUGACGCUUGUGCUUUCCUGGAGAAAUGGAAUUACUGAAAGCUUAGGUCUUUGUAAACAACGUGGGGCAUUUCAUGUCCAGAUUGUGUGUUGGACCUGAUGUGCUCAUUUCAAGAGAUAAUAGACUCUCAUGGAACCUUUGAAGACAUUGAACAAGUACGUUGUUCAUGAGUUUGAAUGGCAAUUGUUCUGCGUGCAACAUUGACUCAUGAUCCAGGAACACUGAGAACAAUUCCCAGGAUGCAUGUCACCCUGACCCUGAGGAUUUGUGUCCAGUAAGGGACAAAGAGCACAGUGUUUUCAUCCCGUAAUUUCUCAACAUAAUACCAUUUGGGGAAGACUCCAUACACAGAUUGUAUCAUUAGUUACAAUGUUUUAAUUUUACCGUUGAGGUAAUGCAGGAAAUAAACACACAUGUUUUGGGUAACAUGCUGUUGGACAUGGUAUGGUUUCAACAAUGGGGAAACAAGAAAGUCCCAUGUGGACAUUUGCCAGGAGAUAUGUGUGUUAUACCCCUGUAUGAUAGCCUCCUGUUUGGUCACAGCAAUCUGUGUAUUAUACCAUAGAGUGUACAUAAUAGACAAAAGUAGUUGUGAGGACCUGUUAGGGUGUUGCAACAAAACCCCUACAGGGCCCCAGCUUCUGGGUGUUGCUGUGUUUAGCUGACAAUCAAAUAUAGCUGCUUGAACAUACUCACACCCCUUACACACUGGUAGGGGUCGGGAAAGUAGGCAGGGGAGAUAACUCAGUAUAUUGAUCAACUUUCCUAAUGCACUGUUAGGCCACACGUUUUUAAUCUUAUGUUUCUCGGAUUUAUUCCAGCUUUGCCACCCAAGGUUGGACAAAAUAAAAAUAAAUAGCUAUUUCAAUUAUUUAUUUACUUUAAGAAAAUCAUUCUGCUGUGGAUUUCCAGGUGGCCUCAUGAAUCACUGAUAGUGAUGUAUACAUGGGAUUUAUGGAGUACAUUAUAUAUUAUAUAAGAGGGUCUAUAUUACUAGUGGGAGACAUAAUAAAAAUAAAUAUUUUUAUGUUUAAUUUAUUUCUUGGACCGGCUGUUUUUUAGUUAGGAUAGACGGGGCCAGUGAAACGAAAAAUAAAAAAAAUGUGUGGCCUUAGGUACCGUCAUGUUCAGUUCUUCAGUCUCUGAACUCUAAAAACAUGUUUAUGAAAUCUUUUUUAAAUGAACAAAUCAUGUAGUUUCAUAUCUUGUUAGUUCUCUGUUAUUUUUGUAUGAAAAACAGAGAAUUUAACUCUUUGUUAACAUCUGGGCUGUAUGUUUGUCCUUGGAGGCAAGAUAAUCCAUUUUAAUUAUUUUGUUCGAAACCUAUGUUUUGUGAAGAAUUUACCAUAGAAUCUCGUUAUAACUUUUGUUAAUAAGUACUUACAAAGGUACAUGUGCACAUAUUGCACAGAUAGCAAAAGUGGUUGUGCCCAAGUUAUGAUUUUCGCUGAACUGUGAGAGGUGUAAAUCUCGCAAGACACGCUGAUCAUUGAACAGAAAACUGAUGCACAUUUUCAAAGUGCACAUUCCCUGUACAGGAACCACCAUGUGAAUGUCUUCUGACAGUAGACACGUUUAUAUACUGUGACGUCUUCUCUCAUCAUGGGCAACUGGACUAGUGAAUGUCUUCUUACGGUAGACAGUUUUAUACACCGUGACUUCUCUCAUCAUGGGCAACUGACUAGUGAAUAUCUUCUGACGGUAGACACUUUUAUAUACUGUGACCUCUUCUCUCAUCAUUGGCCACUGACUAGUGAAUUAUGCAACACAAGAUAACCCAGGUCUGCUAUGCAAAUCUUUCUCACUGCUGAAAGUGCUGUGUUACUAUUUCUGUUGUGAAAUCUGGUAGUGAUUGCUUUACCAUGGAUCCAACCUUCUGAGGGAAGCACAAAGGACACAUGUUUGUUUUUCCAUCUGUGUUCGGUGUCACACAUUCUGUAUUCUCCACAAUCCCAGUGUUGUUAUUCACUUAUUGCAGUGUUACACUUUUGUUCCCCGAGUUCUUCAUUUUAAAGGUGCUUGUUUAUUAGGUUAUUAGGUUUAACAAACCUAUACUCACCGCAAAAAGAAACGCGAACCAUAGAAACACAUGAUGAGACCCACUUUGGACUUAAACUGUAACAGGACAUAUUUAUUCUUGAAGUCGCCUUUGGUAGACAUUGUUAUGGAAGUCACCAGUUGUUGUUCAUUUGUUUGUUGGAGGCUGUCUUAAGAUUCUGUUCGACUGAUCAAAUCAGGAAUGAGCAGGUUAUUCGGGGCUUAUUGUAAGCCAAUCUAAUCAAAUAUAUUUUCAUGCAAGUCUGAUAUUGUUUAAGUCCAGAGUAAAGCAGCUCCUGUGUCUUAUUCCUGCCUGUGUCACUGUCAGUCCAGUGUCCGGGGUUUUGUCAAAAUAUACAUACACAACAAAAUGGGCUUGCCCGAACCAGAAGAUGAGAAUCAUCACACGUUUUAUUUCUUUCAGGCUAAGAUUGAAUUUAAGAAAUGGUUCUGCUGUAGAGUUGAUCAGACUUGGGAACAUGUGCCGAUACUCAUUUGAUGCUAAAUCUGUUAUUUUGCAAGGCUUGAUAUUUUUAAUUGUGUUCACAAAGUUCACCAUGUUUCAGCUCACAUACUGUGAGAAUCUGCUCACUUCGUCAUGUUAUCUCAUAUCCAUGCAUUGAGAAAGAAAAACCUGGGCAUUGUGAUUUUUAAAAUAUGUCAAAUUGUUUUUGUUGGAUUUAAUAAUGCAAGAUGACUGUACUUAAGUUUGCUACUAUGAUACUGAAGUGUUAACAUGAUGAGAUACUGCAAAGAAUGUACUGAUAUAGUUGAUGUGUUGACAUGAGUAUACUUAAUUAAGACAUUAUUGGGCUGCGAGAUGCCCCUGCAUCAGUAACAUGGAUGAUGGUACAUUGAUGAAGAGAAGACCCCUUUGCCUUAUAGCACAGCUGUGUGGCGGUGAAGUGACUGCAGACUCCAUCAGCCACAAGAACCACCAGGAGGAACAGCGGACAUGUUGUUUUGUCUGUAUCUGCAUCAUUCUGUGUAACCAUUUUAGUCCUCUCCUCAUCAGUCCCUAAUUAAUUGUGUGUGCCAAAUUAGUCACUAGCAUGAUGCAUUAUAUCAACUCCAUCUUGAAUUUGUUUAACCCUGUGGGUCAGGUUGGUCGUAGGACACAACUGUAUCAAGAAGAAAUUCAAGAUCAAUCUGGUUAAGCCACAUAUUUCUUAUACCUUGGUUUGCAGCUUUUCAUGAGGGAUGGACAGAGUGUCGGAAAGAAAUAAGAAGUCUCUUUACAAUCUGGUUCAAAAGAACUGUAUAUUCAGGUGUCUGUGUGAAUUUGAAUGAUUAUGAUUUCAUCAAAUGUAAACCAAGAGGUGUGGCCUCAUGCAUCGUGCAUGCAUUAAACAGUGUAACUGUGGAUGUGACAGGGGAUAGGGCAGCAGAGAUCAUCCACCCUGUCUAAACUGUAUUUCAGGGAGGGUUGUCCUUGUGUUAAUAAUAUAUAAUGUUAACAUUUCUAGGAGUUCACAGAGGUACCGGACAUCAUGCAGCUGUUCUGAGAGGGAUCUCUGGAUCAGGUGCACUCAGUGUUUUAUUUUUAGGGGGUAUGUCAAAAGUUCUCAUGGCAUUGUAGUUUGACUUUUCAUCACAGCUUCAUUUUCCCUUUUAGUAAGCAUGCGCGACCCUGACAGUCUUCAAACCUGGCCUUUGUGUAUUGCCAGUGUCUACAAAAGUAAGAGAAGGGCCUGCAAGUUGUUGAAAGGCCAGGUUUGUGCUGACUCCUGAUGAUAGGAGUUAUUGCCAAGAUGGAGUUUGUUCCUUUGUGAAAAAGAACAUUUUGUCUUGAGGAUUCCGAAAUUGUGUGCCAACUUUGGACAAAGCCCCUAUGACCAGCUAUGUCCAUAUAUGGUAGUUUAGUCUUGGGGAACACUCCUUGUUGGGUUAAAAAGAUUUUGGUUCCUUUGAUAACAACUUACAAGCGUAAGACAAAUUUUGUUUUCUGAUCAUGAAUCAAAAUUGAAAUCGUUAGGAUUCUUUUCAUGUUUGUCAUUGAUCAAUGACUCUUUUUACUUUCAUGAUCAUUCGGACAAAGGAGUUAUCAUAAAUGUCACAGGAAUCCAGUCCUAGGUUCCCCUAUGGGUAUUGCUUGACUUCAGGUUGUCAAACAAUGAAUUCAUCAUAUCUCGACACAGGGUACUGUACAUACAUAUACAUAUAUAGCUAUCUGUCAGUGUUCAGCCCCCUCCAUCCUGCUGUACAGCAUUGUGUAUGAUAGCCUCCCUUGCUUCUGUACAGCCAAUCACAUCCAUGCUUUAUGUUAGGGGAGGAGAGAGUUCAGUGUCCCAUGAAGAUUUAUGUUGAGACUUUCACUGACUGAAAUACGAUACUGUACUUAUAUUUACGUUAAUGGUCACAAUUUUCUUGAAAAUUAUUUAGUUAACGAUAUUUCAAUUGUCAGUUUUAUUAAUUUGAUUGUGGAUCUGAACUUCAUGUGUUUAAAAAGGAUUCCAGUCAAACUCUGGGACGACAAUCAAGAGAUGAGAAGGAUGAAGUGUAUUUUAUUUGCAUGAAGUGUAUAUGUCUACUGCCAGCUUCUCGGCUUGCUGUCAGUUUCCUGCAUACAGCAGAGGUAGAGAUUUACUGCACAAACUUGGCAACUCCUGCUGAUAUCUACUUGUCAAUAACAGUUGAUGUUGUCGUGACUUUGUUUCCGAAGCCAAACAACAACUUCAUCAUGUCAGGAAGGAAUUAUAUACUUGCUUGUUAGAGAUGUGUCUUCUAUUAAGUCGAAGGCGAAUUUGGAAAGUCACAUCUGGGGACAUUCAUUAUAAGGAAGGUGGGACCAAGAGUUGUGUGAGUGAUUGGAGUUAACUCCCCUUACCUUCAUUCAGAGUUGUUUCCCCUUGGUGUAUGUAAUGGCCACCCUCUGCUGUAUGUAGCUACCUAGAACGCUGCCUCUAAAGAGAGACGCUUCCAUCCAGUGCUAAAGUGCUCACACAUCCAUGUACAGUGGCAGGUUAUUUAUACUGUUGUGUAAAUUAAAAAUAUACAAACAUGA